Exophiala spinifera is the source of this 819-nucleotide messenger RNA. RefSeq lists its product as uncharacterized. The record is from RefSeq and is a predicted model, not a curated record. Bases 1 to 819 code for a protein of 272 amino acids. The transcript has 2 exons. NCBI's taxonomy places the organism in Eukaryota, Fungi, Ascomycota, Eurotiomycetes, Chaetothyriales, Herpotrichiellaceae.
AUGGGACGGUCUCGAACUCUUGAGUAUCCCAAGACAGCAAUCAAUAAAGUCAACCGGUACAAUGUACGAGAAACAUACGACCUCGAAGCCAUCCACACCAUCAUCAACGAAAGCACAUAUGUCAACGUCUCGUUCAAUACUCCGGACCCGUCCAACCCAUUCCCCGUGACUCUGCCGAUGAUCGGGGUGGCCGCGAGCUUCGACCACCCGUCGUCGUCCCUCGGUGAACCGCUGGACAUCUACGUCCAUGGGUACGUGAGCGCGCGACUGAUGAAUCUCUCUCGCAAGCCCGGUGGCGCCGCCGCGGACUCGGAACCCGAAGGCCUCCCGGUGACCAUCUCGGCGACCAAAGUCGACGGCCUCAUCCUCAGUCUGACUCCGUACACGCACGACCUCAACUACCGCUCCGCCAUGCUGUACGGCUACGCCACGGUGGUGACCUCGCCCGAGGAGAAGCUCUGGGCGAUGGAAGCCGUCACGAACACCGUCGUCGCCGACAGAUGGCGCCACACCCGUGUCCCUCCCGUGUCCGCCGAGAUGUCGGCGACUUCGAUCCUCAAGGUCAAAGUGGUCGGCGGCAGCGGCAAGAUCCGCGUCGGCGGACCGCGCGACGAGAAGAAAGACACCGACCAAGCCCAGCUGGUGGACAGCAUCUGGACCGGCGUGAUCCCCGUGUAUGAGCAUUUCGCCGACCCGGUGCCGGGCAGGGACAACAAAGUAGACGCUGUGCCAGACCACGUGGUCAAGUACGCAAAGGAGAUGAGGGAGCGAAACCAGCGGUAUGCCAUGGACGUUAUCAAUGAUACGAGUCAGGACUAA